UACAGAUCAUAUGUCAUUAUGACAAUGUUAGUUGUGCGUAACUUAUUAUAAGUCGUUUUAAUUUUAAUUUUUAAUUAUUUUUUUACUCUGAUUCUAUUCUAAAUUCCUGUCAAGAUGUCAAAUCCAAUGGCUAAAAAUAUGGAUACAUGCCCCUAUAUCUGUCCGAACGCACCGCAAAGUAAUUUAGACAAGCCGACCUACAUACCAGGUGGCGAGAGGAAACCACAUGAAAAUCCUUUUGCUUCUCCAUAUGUCCCUGGUUUCAUCCAACCACCAGAGAAGAAACAUUACCCUGCUGAUGCACCACCGCGCUAUCUCCCUCAGCAGACGGAUAGCACGAGUGGGGACGUCCUCGGCAUGGGACCCAUCGGGCCGUGGGCUGCUGGUCACUUAGACUGGACCCCUCAAGCUGGGAUGACAGGCGUCCGACCUGUAGUAGACAAGUAUUCCAUCACACGUUACUCUACUGGAGAAUGGAGACGAAAUAACUUGCGCACUUUAACUCCGAGAGCAACCGACAAGGCUAAAGCUUUGGAUGCCUCUAUAAAAGCUGAUUUAGCAAAAGCUAAGAAAGACAUGGAUGACAUGCAAGAUAGUACUAACAAAAAAUUAGAAGACAGAGUCAAAACUUUGGCCCACUGGAAGAAUCAGGUGCAGAAUACACUUAAUGCUAUGAGCAAAGAGAUUCAAACAUUAGAUGCCAACAGACAGAAACUAAAGAGUGCUAGUAGAAUUUUGAUGAUGCCGGAAGCAAUUUCUAGAGAGUGUUUGGAGCUUCGAACGUUCAGAUAUGAACCAGAUUUGGUAAGAGACGAUGCUGAACAAGAGUUAAUUAAAGAAGUAUCUAUUGUUGGAGAAAUAAGAAGAGUCUUCCAAGAAACUCUAGCCAAAGUCGAAGUACAAAUGGAGAAUAACAGAGCUGCUAAGGCAGCUAUAGAGUUUGAUUGGAGCGACAAGAUAUCCACUUUGAAAGUAGACAAUCAAAAUUUGAAUUUAACAGCUGAUUCUAAUAUAAUACUCCACCACCCAGGGGUCGCUCGAUGGCCGGAGAACGCAACAAGUUUGGAGUUUUGGGAACAUUUUUGCAAAGAGAGUAUUAGAAAUUGCGAGGAAGUGAGACAGAAGUCUGAAAACUUGCGAGGAGACUUAAUGACAAUUAUUGUAAAGGGAUCUCAAGACAUGAAAAUCCAAGCUGAUAGAACUAAUCAUGCGUUAGGAGAAACAGUGUCCGCUACGGAACAGCUUUGCGCUAAACUAGAGGAAACCUUAAAGGACAACUUGAAAACAAUCGCAGACGUGGAAAAGCUCAUUGAUUACUUGAAUGAUUCGUUAAGGGAAAACGACGAGCGCGACAAACUGUCUAAUACUAGGCUACGCAGCAGAAAUUUUGGGCGACCCAACGUAGAGAAUUGUCGGGAUGAAGCUCAGUAUGGUUUGAUGGCAGAAUCCAAGUUUAUCAAAGAGACCACAGACUCUUUAAAGGGUAAACUGAGACAGGCUGAGGCGGUGAGAGCGGAGCUUAUGAAGUAUAGAGGUGAGUUGGAGAAGGAUAUAGCUUGUAAAAGGAAGAGUCUUAAUAUUGAUCAAGAUAGAAUCUCUAGGGUGCGCGCACAUUUACCAACUCCAGAGGAAUUUGCCAAUGCUUGAGAAGAGCAGGAUUUUAAGGCAAUAUUAAAAUUAUUGGUGUUUAA
This is a messenger RNA of Spodoptera frugiperda (fall armyworm), 1691 nucleotides long. RefSeq names its product tektin-4-like (gene Tektin-A). NCBI's taxonomy places the organism in Eukaryota, Metazoa, Arthropoda, Insecta, Lepidoptera, Noctuidae. The record is from RefSeq and is a predicted model, not a curated record. The transcript has a single exon. The coding region runs from base 115 to 1647 and encodes 510 amino acids. Gene Ontology annotation, cellular component: microtubule cytoskeleton; nucleus. Gene Ontology annotation, biological process: cilium movement involved in cell motility; cilium assembly.